Molecule: messenger RNA, 1668 nt
Organism: Hyphopichia burtonii NRRL Y-1933
Lineage: Eukaryota; Fungi; Ascomycota; Pichiomycetes; Serinales; Debaryomycetaceae
Gene: EMP46
Product: Emp46p
Exons: 1
Coding region: 148-1611 (487 amino acids)
Cellular component (GO): membrane
Source: RefSeq, a predicted model, not a curated record
AAAAAAUGAAAAAAAAAAAAUAUAUCGAGGAAAAAGCCAGAUAGCCAUUGGAAUUUUCAACCAUAGGUUUAUAUGAAUUACUUCGAUAAUAGAUAAUUCAUUGGACGUUGUGCGUAUAACUGAGGCUAGGAAAUAUAAUAGACCAGAAUGCUCUUCCGAAAUGUGUUUUCCAGUGCUGCAAUUUUCUUUAUAGCGCAGCAUAUCAAUGCUGACAUCAUAGAUCAUAAAAAAGACAAUCAAGCCUCUCCUGCUGAUACUCCAGGGCAUAUGUCUUUGCCUGGUUUGUUUGAGCUUGAGAGCAUUGAUGAGCUAAAACUUAACUGGGAAACUUACAAUGGUAUAAGACUUGAUACCGGUAGACUUCUUUUUGAAAACGGCCCGGGGUCUGUUUGGUCAACUCCACAAUUGGCUAAUACAAGAGAUGAAUGGACUAUUGAAACUACAUUUAGAUUGACUCCCAAAAACGGUGACUCUAACAUCCAUCACGAUCAAUCAAAUGGGUUGGCAUUUUGGCUUAUAAACCCUUCCAACACUGGCCCAAUAGACGAUCGUAAUGUUAAUAAUUAUGGUGGACCUUCACAAUUUGACGGGUUUCAGUUUUUGAUGAACAAUAAAGAUGAAACAGGAUUGAAGAUAUUCGCAAAUGAUGGAAGCAAGGUCUUACUGAAUUCUUUAUCGGAUUCGAUUGGUAAUUGUGGAUUUAAUUUUUUACAAUCAGAUAUCCCAUACAGUAUAAGAGUUUCUUAUUCUAAACAAAGAAACUGGUUUAAAGUUCAAGUUGAUAAUAACUUAUGUUUUAAAACUAAUGCCAUUGUUUUACCUGAUGAAAUUGAUGAUUUCAAAUUUGGGGUAUCUGCUAAUAUUGGUGACACUUCAGAAUUUUUCGAACUUUUUGGAAUUAAUGUAUGGUCUCAUUUAACUAGUGAUGCUAUUGAUGAUCAUGGAUUGAUUAAUAGUGGCCAAGUAAAAGUUGAUGCUGACACAGUGGUUGUAAAGGAUAAAUCAGACAAUUUUGUUCCUCCUUCGUACAUAAGGGAAUCAUUAAUGGAAAGAACUAGAAGACAACAAGAAGAAAUUGCAAAACAACAAAGUAAUGGAUUGUCCAAUGAUGGACUCAAAGAAAUAUCUCAAAAACUUGCUCAAGUAGAACAAUCAAUAAAUAAUAUCAAAUUUGGUGACGGUUCAUCAGCCCCAUCAUAUGAUAUCAAGGUCUUGGAAACGUAUAUUCAAGAUAUUAAAAAUGUUCAAAGCCAACAAUCACAGAUUUUAAGUGACUUACAACAAAGUUAUACCGAUUUUAAAUCUACAAUCACCCAGCAAUACUCUCAAAUGUUGAGUGCAGUAUCUAAAUUGAAUGAAAAGGUCAUUGGUGAAGUUAGAGAACACCAAUUCAGCAUGGAAGAAGUGGGUAAAAAAGUCGAUUUGCUAAUGGCAAACCAUAAAGAAAUAUCUCAUCAAUAUCAAAACCAACAACCCCUUCAGAUUCCAAAAACAGACUAUCCAGGUACUAUAGUUAAAUGGAUAUUAAUUAUUAUCUUUGCAAGUAUUUUGGUAUUAACUCUUGUUAUUUAUAGAUUAAGACAUGAUAUCAAACAUUCCAAACUUCUUUAAGCAUAUAUGUUUGUUUACAAAGUAUAGUUGUUCUUGUAUAAAUACAUUCGACUCAAC